UCUUCGCCUAAAUCAGGAGAAACCAAACUUGGGGAAACAUGUUUGCGGUACAUUUGCUGGCAUUUUACUUCACCAAGCUAAAAGAGGAUCAGAUCAAGAAGGUGGACAGAUUCCUGUAUCAUAUGCGGCUCUCUGAUGAGACCCUUCUGGACAUCAUGGCCCGGUUCCAGGUUGAGAUGGAUAAGGGCCUGGGGAAGGACACCAACCCCACGGCCUCGGUGAAGAUGCUGCCCACCUUUGUCAGGGCCAUUCCAGAUGGCUCAGAAAAUGGGGAAUUCCUUUCCCUGGAUCUUGGAGGAUCCAAGUUUCGAGUCUUAAAGGUGCAAGUCUCUGAGGAAGGGAAACGAAAUGUCCAGAUGGAGAGUCAGUUCUACCCAAUGCCCAAUGAAAUCAUCCGGGGAAACGGCUCGGAGCUGUUUGACUACGUGGCUGACUGCCUGGCAGAUUUCAUGAAGACCAAAGACUUGCAGCACAAGAAACUGCCCCUUGGCUUUACUUUUUCUUUUCCCUGCAAACAGACUAAGUUGGAAGAGGGUGUCCUGCUUUCAUGGACCAAGAAGUUCAAGGCACGGGGCGUUCAGGACACGGACGUAGUGAGCCGCCUGACCAGAGCCAUGAAAAAACACAAGGACCUGGAUGUGGAUAUCCUGGCUUUAGUCAAUGACACCGUGGGGACCAUGAUGACAUGUGCCUAUGAUGAUCCCUACUGUGAAGUCGGUGUGAUCAUUGGAACUGGCACCAACGCAUGUUACAUGGAGGACAUGAGCAACAUUGACCUUGUGGAAGGCGACGAGGGGAGGAUGUGCAUCAACACAGAGUGGGGGGCCUUCGGGGAUGAUGGGGCCUUGGAGGACAUCCGCACCGAGUUUGACAGGGAGCUGGACCUUGGCUCGCUCAACCCGGGGAAACAACUGUUUGAGAAGAUGAUCAGUGGCUUGUACCUGGGGGAGCUCGUCAGGCUCAUCUUGCUGAAGAUGGCUAAGGCUGGCCUCCUGUUUGGUGGUAUGAAAUCCUCUGCUCUCCACACUAAGGGCAAGAUCGAAACACAACAUGUGGCUGCCAUGGAGAAGUACAAAGAAGGCCUUGGUAAUACAAGAGAGAUCCUGGUGGAUCUGGGCCUGGAGCCCUCUGAGGCCGACUGCAUUGCUGUCCAGCAUGUCUGCACCAUCGUCUCCUUCCGUUCCGCCAAUCUCUGUGCAGCAGCGUUGGCGGCCAUCCUGACGCGCCUCCGGGAGAACAAGAAGCUGGCGAGGCUCCGGACCACGGUGGGCAUGGAUGGCACACUCUACAAGAUACACCCUCAGUACCCCAAACGCCUGCACAAGGUGGUGAGGAGACUGGUCCCAAACUGUGAUGUCCGCUUCCUCCUGUCAGAGAGUGGCAGCACCAAGGGGGCCGCCAUGGUGACGGCAGUGGCUUCCCGUGUGCAGGCCCAGAGGAAACAGAUUGAUGAGGUGCUGGCCUUGUUCCAGCUGACCCAGGAGCAGCUGGUGGGCGUGCAGCACAAGAUGCGGACUGAGCUCGAGUACGGGCUGAAGAAGAAGACGCAGGCGCUGGCCACAGUCAAGAUGCUGCCCACCUAUGUCUGCGGGAUGCCCGAUGGCACAGAGAAAGGAAAGUUCCUGGCCCUGGAUUUAGGGGGGACUAACUUCCGGGUCCUCCUGGUGAAGAUCAGAAGCGGACGGAGGUCAGUGCGAAUGUACAACAAGAUCUUUGCCAUCCCCCUGGAGAUCAUGCAGGGCACUGGCGAGGAGCUGUUCGACCACAUCGUGCAGUGCAUCGCCGACUUCCUGGACUACAUGGGCCUCAAGGGUGCCCGGCUGCCUUUGGGCUUCACCUUCUCCUUUCCCUGCAGGCAGAUGAGCAUUGACAAGGGAACACUCAUAGGGUGGACCAAAGGCUUCAAGGCCACCGACUGUGAAGGGGAGGAUGUGGUGGACAUGCUCAGAGAAGCCAUCAAGAGGAGAAAUGAGUUUGACCUGGACAUAGUUGCAGUUGUGAAUGACACAGUGGGGACCAUGAUGACCUGUGGCUAUGAAGAUCCUAAUUGUGAGAUUGGCUUGAUUGCAGGGACAGGAAGCAACAUGUGCUACAUGGAGGAGUUGCGGAACAUUGAGCUGGUGGACGGGGAUGAGGGCAAGAUGUGUAUCAACACAGAGUGGGGAGGAUUUGGAGACAAUGGCUGCAUAGAGGACAUCAGGACCCAGUACGACAAGGAGGUGGACGAGGGGUCCUUGAAUCCUGGCAAACAGAGAUAUGAGAAAAUGACCAGUGGCAUGUACCUGGGGGAGAUCGUGCGGCAGAUCCUAAUUGACCUGACCAAACAGGGUCUCCUCUUCCGAGGGCAGAUUUCAGAGCGACUCCGGACCAGGGGCAUCUUUGAAACCAAGUUCCUGUCCCAGAUUGAAAGCGACCGGCUGGCCCUCCUCCAGGUCCGGAGGAUCCUGCAGCAGCUGGGCCUGGACAGCACGUGUGAGGACAGCAUUGUGGUGAAGGAGGUGUGUGGAGCCGUGUCCCGCAGGGCGGCCCAGCUCUGUGGCGCAGGCCUGGCUGCCAUCGUGGAAAAGAGGAGAGAAGACCAGGGGCUGGAGCACCUGAAGGUCACCGUGGGCGUGGACGGCACCCUGUACAAGCUGCACCCGCACUUUUCUCGGGUACUGCAGGAAACAGUGAGAGCACUAGCCCCCCAGAGUGACGUGGCGUUCAUGCUGUCAGAAGACGGCAGUGGAAAGGGAGCGGCUCUCAUCACUGCUGUGGCCAAGAGGACACAGCAGUCACGGAAGGAGAACUAGGAGUCCCCAAGGUCGGGCCUGACGCACCUCGGAUACUCACCAGCCCUUCCUCUGGCAGAUGAGUGGGUCAGGGACCAAAAGGCCACCUCCCGACGGACUUCCCAUUCUUGGUGGCUGAAAGAGGACCCCA
This is a messenger RNA of Marmota flaviventris (yellow-bellied marmot), 2922 nucleotides long. RefSeq names its product hexokinase domain containing 1 (gene Hkdc1). Gene Ontology annotation, cellular component: mitochondrion; cytosol. Gene Ontology annotation, biological process: glucose 6-phosphate metabolic process; glycolytic process; intracellular glucose homeostasis. Gene Ontology annotation, molecular function: glucokinase activity; fructokinase activity; D-glucose binding. The record is from RefSeq and is a predicted model, not a curated record. NCBI's taxonomy places the organism in Eukaryota, Metazoa, Chordata, Mammalia, Rodentia, Sciuridae.